This is a messenger RNA of Closterium sp. Yama58-4, 5193 nucleotides long. Lineage: Eukaryota; Viridiplantae; Streptophyta; Zygnematophyceae; Desmidiales; Closteriaceae. The record is from the annotation of a GenBank genome assembly.
AUGUCCUUUCUGGAGCCCGCGCACGCGACGGACGCGCACCCGCAGCCGCGCGCAGCGGAAGAGCGACCGGGAACGCUUUUCGGUAAGUCGGAUGACGUGGCAGGACUCACAGACGAAACGAGAGGGGGCGGUGAUGCGGUCGCUGCGGUUGACGGGACGGAAUCAGAAAAAGCGGCUUCCAGUGAAACUGGGAAGCAAAAAUCAGAAUUGCUGGCGGAGAGUCGCGAAGCGGAUGGGGAAGGAGAGAGCGCGGGUGGGGAGGGACAGGGUCAAAACGAGGGUUCUUCCAGGCAUGGGUUAGCACGAGGUGAGGAUGGCCGUGGGAGACCGGGAGGGCACGCGCAGGUGGCGGCAGGCGGAGCCGCGGAAGGGGGCAGCGGGGAUCGCCCAGCGGCGAGUUCUUCUGCGGGUGCCAGCGAGGCGGUGAGGGGAGGGGGAAGCGAGGAGGAGGAGGAGGAAGAGGAGGAUCGGGAGAGCAGCCGACGGGAAGUGGCGUCGUUGCGGCGGCAGUUGGCGCAGCAGCGCGAGGUGAGCGCUGUUAGGGAGACAGCGCUCGUGGAGGAGCUGACGUGGAUGAAGGGCGAACUGACACGGCUGCAGGCGGCAGCGCGGGAGGCGGAGAAGGGGAGGGAGGAAGCGGAGAGGCGGAGAGCGGAGGAGGAGCGGAGGCGAGACGAGGAGGCGCAGAAGCUGAGCGCGGAGAGCGGGGCGCGGGAGAAAGCGCGGCGGAAGGCGGAGGGGGAGGUGGAGCGGCUGCAGGUGCUGUGCGCGCAGCUGCAGGCGUCGCUGGCGGAGGCGGCGGAGGGGCGCGAGGCGGACGCGAAGGCGCGCGAGCAGAUGGCGCGGAGGGUGGAGCGGAUGGAGGACGAACUGGAGGCGGAGCGCGUGAAGGCGCGCAGCCUGCAGGCGGAGAUGGCGGACGUGGAGGCGGGCGCGGACGAGGAGAUGGGGGAGCUGGAGGAGCGCGUGGGCGCGCUGGAGGCGCGCGUGGCGGAGCUGGAGGGGGAGAAGAAGGGCAUGGUGCGGGCGGCGGAGGAGGAGAGGCGCGAGUGGCGGAGGAAGGUGGAGGCCGCGGAGGCCAUGGCGAGUGCUGCUGCUGCCGCGCACAAGAAGGACCUUGAGGCAGUGGAGAGGAAGCGGGAUGCGGCACAGCAGCAGGUGCAGAAGCUGAGGGAGGAGGUGGCGGGGGCGAACAAGGCGCUGGCGGAGGCGAGGGAGGCGGUGAGGGCGAGUGAGGCGGAGAGGGCGGAGCUGGAGGAGGUGGCGGGGGAGAGAGAAGCCGGCAUGGAGGCUGCCCGCAUUCAGCUCGCGCACCUGCAGGCCGAGUUGGAGGUGGCGCGGAGGGAGGCAGCGGAGGGGGGCGUGAAGGUAGCAGAGGCGAUGGCGGAGGUGUAUGCAGCGAGGAAGGAGGCGCGCGCACGGGGCGUGCACGCAGAGGAGACCCAGCAGCUCGAGGCCAAGCUCUCUGCCGCCACCGCUGCUGCUGCCAGCGCAGCUGCAGAGGCGGAGGAACUGAAGGGGAAGGUGGCGGCGGGGGAGAGAGAGGUGAAGGAGGUGCGGCGUGGGCUCGCUGCUGUGGAGGCUGAGCUGGCGCUGGCCAAUCAGAGAGCGGCGGAGGCGGAGCAGCAGGCCGAGGAGGCGAAGAGGCAGCGCGCGCAGGCGGAGGGCACGAGUGAGCAGCUGAGGGAGGAGACGGAGCGGCGUGCAAAGUUGUUCAACGCCGCUGUCAAGGCUGCUGUCAGCCGGAUACAGUCGGAGUUGGAGGAGGAGCGGGAUGAGGCGUUAUCCGCAGCAGGUGCAGCAGCAGCUGGAGACGAUGGAGCAGAUGAGACAAGACAUGCGAGCUCUGGAGACGCCUGCUUGUCUUUGCACCUACCGCUGCUCGCCAUUCAAUGCAAUCCCCUUACCCUCCCGCCCCAACCCCCUGCGUGGCAGCUGGCAGAGGCUGAGGCGAGGAGGGCGGAGGCAGAGGCAGCGGUGGGGGCGAGGGAGAAGGAGGUGGAGGCACUGCGGCAGCAGGUGGCAGAGGUGCAGCGCGAGAACACUUCGCUCAAGGUGGCAGCACUGGAGGCGUCCAACAGGGCGGGGGAGGAGGAGCGGCGGCUGCAGAGGAGGGUGAGCGAGCUGGAGCAGCAGGUGGCCUCUGCUGCUUCCCGCGCUUCCAAGGCGGAGGAAGCUUCUGAGAAGGAAGGGCUCAGGAGAGGGAGCGGUGAUGGUGCGGGGAGCAGUGGGAGCAGCACGGCAGUGGCAUCGUCGGCCAAGGCGCGGGCGGGUGGGGGUGGGGGUGGGGGAGCGGGGUGGAGCAACCCGUUGGAGGGGCUGGGGCUGGAGGCGGUGCGGUGGAAGGAUAAGCUCAAGGCGGAGAGCGAGGGCGACGUGGAGGCCGGGCCAUCAUCCGCUGACAGAUUACGCAAGUCUCGCCUUGCACAUUCAAGCCAGAAUCUGGCUGCCACGUCAGCAGGCACACUGGCCUCACUGGUUGGCUCGGCCCGCCGCCUUUUCAUUGACGAUGAUCGCCUGUCUGCUGCGCCGGGGAGAGUGUCUCGCCGCACCUUCCUUCUACUUGCUUAUGUCUUCCUCCUCCAUCUAAUGGUUAUGGUCUCCUUCACACAUCACUCAGCUCCAAAGUGUUCGGAUCAUCUUCUCGCCUCUUCCCACCUCUUCUCAAACCACCCCGCCGUUCCCCGCCUCGCUCCGAUGCGCUGUUCGCCACGCAACGCAACCCCUUCUUUUACUGGCACCUUUACCGCGACACGCAAGACCACCACUGCAGCCAUGGCGGACCUCCCGCCUCACCCCUCGCGACCGCCUCGCACGCCGCGGACUCCGACGCUUCGCAGCAUCCCGACGUUGCGACGCGGGAUGAGCAAGCGGGACUGGGAGCUAGAACAUGACGACAAGGAGCGGCGGCGGCGCGAGCGGAAGGAGCAGAAGCUGGAGCGACAACUGCACGACCUGGAAUCGGAGGACGAUGCGGAGCGCAGCGAGGAUGAACCCGGUCACCACCACCGGCGGCUGCGGCCGAAAGUGCCGAUGCUGAAAAAGUUCAAGCAGACGAUGAAGAAGAAGAAGUACCAGAAGCUUCUGGAGAAGCUUCAGGAGAUUCAGGACGAGCGGACGGAGGAGGAGCUGGCGAAGGUGGGCGAGCUGCGGAAGAUCCUGGCGGAGAAGAACCUGCUGCCGCCCAGAUUCAACGAGCACCACAUGCUGCUCAGGUUUCUGAAGGCGCGCAAGUUCGACAUGGAGAAGACGACGGAGAUGUGGGCCAACAUGCUCAAGUGGCGCGAGGAGUUCGGCGUCGAUGAAUGCCUCAAGUUCGAGUUCCCGGAGCUGGCGGAGGUGAAGCGCGUGUACCCGCACGGGCACCACGGCGUGGACCGCGAGGGCCGCCCCGUCUACAUCGAACUCAUUGGCCGUGUUGACGCCACCAAGGUGUUGGGAAUAACAACGAUGGAGCGGUUCCUUAAGUACCACGUGAAGGAGUUUGAGCGCACGUUCGCACUCAAGUUCCCCGCGUGCUCGCUCGCUGCCAAGCGCCACAUCGACCAGACCACCUCCAUCCUCGACGUCGCUGAAAUGGGCAUGAAGAACUUCUCAGCAGAUGCGAGGAACUUUCUGGCCAUGGUGUCGAAAGUAGAUGGCGAUAACUACCCUGAGACGUUGAACCGGCUGUUUGUGGUGAAUGCGGGGUUUGCGUUCCGAUCGCUGUGGUCGGGCAUCAAGGGCAUGCUCGACCCCAAAACCGCCUCCAAGAUCCAGGUGCUAGGCACGGACUACAAGAAGAAGCUCUUUGAAGCCAUCGACCCCAGUCAGCUGCCGGAGUUCUUUGGCGGCACGUGCAAGUGUGAGGGCGUGGAGGGCGGCUGCCUGAUGUCGGACAAGGGCCCGUGGCGCGACGGGGACAUCCUCAGGGUCGUGCGUCUGCAGCGCACGGGCACCAUCAGCGGCGGCGACAACACCGAGGACGUGCUGCGAGGGGGGCGCAUCCGCUGGCAGUCGGGCCAGUUCAAGCUGGACGCGGAGGACAUAGGAGACACGGGCAGUGAGGUGUCGGAUCUGGACGACCUGGGCACGCCGUCCUUCAGCGGACUCACCACGCCCAACUUCAACCUGGGCCAACACGACCUGCACAACCUCGACCUCCGCCUGAACUCGCUCAACUCGAGCCGAUUCUUCAACGACCCCACCACCACCACGCCCUCCUCAGCCUCCGCCUCGCUCACCCACGCCGCCUCCGCACGCCGCUCCGCCAGCAUGCAGCGCCGCGCCCCCACCUCCACCCACCGCACCGCAGGGCCCUCCCUCUCAGGGUCCGCCACAUCCAGUGAGGACGAGCGCGAGGUGUCCCGCACGGGGUCCGUGGCCUCGGCUGCAUCGGAUGACCGCAGUGGGGAGCUGAGCUCCACGGGCAUGAGUGCGGGUUUGGUGAAGCGGCUGAGUGGGGGCGCGGGGGAGGUGGCAUCUGGGGCGGGGAGUGCGAGUGGCCGGGUCAGUGUGAGUGGCACGCCGGGAUCAGCUGUGUCGGCGUUGAGAUCCGGCAGCCGCGGGAAGCACAUCUCCACCCCACCAUCCAGAAACUAUGGCACAUCAGCAUCGGCAUCAGGUGGAGCAGCCCUGGCAGGCGUGUCCAUGAUGGCGCCCUCCUCCUCCCCCGCGCCCGACUCACUGGCAGCAGCGACAGGGCUGGUCUCACUGCUCAUGUCCUUCUUCUCAGCCGUCGCCAACCUGCCGCUGCUCUUCUCCCGCAUCGUCAUCACCGUCACGCCGCCCACCCACCGCCUGGAGGGCGGCGGCGGGGCGGCAGGGGGGGCGAUGGCGCCGCCCGGGGAGCAGGCGAUGCUGACGCCGGAGCAGCUGCUGCGGCGCGUGCAGGAGCUCGAGAGCCAGGUGCAGCGUCUGCUCGCGCAGAGGGGCGGGGGCGCGGGGGCUGAGCCUGAGAGGGGGCUCCCAGGCGCGAGCCAGGUGGAGAAGCUGGCAUCAGGUCCAUCCACGCCAGCCCUGGCCGCGCGGGCAGAGCCGCCUCCCUCGGACUGGCCGCAGCCAGCAGUGGAGCGCGUCACGGCACUGGAGUCAGAACUCGCCACCACCAAGAAGAUGCUGAAGGAGCUGUUGGACAGCCAGGAGCAGCUGAGAGUGCUCAUCGAACAGCUGCAACUACGCAAGCAACGGAGAUUCGGCGGGUGUUUUGGUUGA